AGAGAAGGAGAGAGAGAGAGAGAGGGGAGAGCGAGAGAGGGAGUGCGAGGGGCUGUGUGUCCCAGCCACACCGCACUCUUCAAACACAACCACAGUCUCGCCACGUUCAAUUCAAUGAAGAUCUAACGAGCCCAAAACACAGACACACAGAGCCAAAGCAGAGAAUAUAUCACACACACACGCUCCACGUGCGUGUUUCUCCUCCUCUCGCCCCGAAGAUCGUUAACGCGUUUGGUGACGGACAACUCGAGGAAAGAAGAAAUACGAGCGAACACACGGGGAAAAGAAGAAGAAGGAGAAGAAGAACCUGAGGACGGAUUUCUUUCCUCCACGUUAUUUUAUUUCCCCAGGACCAGACUGUCAUUACUGGAUGUAAAAACUCUCGAGCUGUCUUUGUAGAAGAGACGGAGAGCCUGAGUUUCAAAGUGACCGCACCAUGGUGAUAAGGCUGUGAAUACCCUGCAUCUGAGAAAUCAGACCAGACUGACUCACAGGGCUCUGUGAGCCAGCACCACCGAGGCUGCCAAAGCAUGCUGGUGCCAAGCUGUCCCACCAUGCACAGAGCCAGACCCACGCUGCUGCUGCCGCUGCUGCUUGUCCUGGGUCUGUUCCUCCACCUCGCCGACGCUCAAACACCACCAAAGUUUUUAAGAACCCCCAAUGACCAAACAGGCGUGCAAGGAGGCGUGGCAUCCUUCAUCUGCCAAGCUACAGGAGAUCCACGGCCGAAGAUUGUGUGGAACAAGAAGGGGAAGAAAGUCAGCAACCAGAGAUUUGAGGUAGUGAUAGAGUUCGACGACGGAUCUGGUUCAGUGCUAAGAAUUCAGCCUUUGCGCACGCCCCGAGAUGAAGCCAUAUAUGAAUGCGUCGCCUCCAACAGUGUUGGAGAGACGAGUGCUACCACCAGACUCACUGUUUUACGUGAGGACCAGCUGCCCCCUGGUUUCCCCACCAUAGACAUGGGCCCACAGUUGAAAGUGGUGGAGCGAACACGCACUGCCACCAUGCUCUGUGCCGCCAGCGGCAACCCCGACCCAGAUAUCUCCUGGUUCAAAGACUUCCUCCCUGUCAACACCACCAACAACAAUGGCCGUAUCAAACAGCUCAGAUCAGAAUCCUUUGGUGGUACACCAAUAAGAGGAGCCCUCCAGAUAGAGCAGAGCGAAGAGUCGGACCAGGGGAAGUAUGAGUGUGUGGCGACCAACAACGAUGGAACCCGCUACUCUGCCCCAGCCAAUCUUUAUGUCAGAGAGCUACGAGAAGUACGUCGGGUGCCACCACGAUUCUCCAUUCCACCUACAGACAAUGAGAUAAUGCCAGGCGGCAGCGUCAAUAUCACAUGUGUGGCAGUGGGCUCUCCCAUGCCAUACGUCAAGUGGAUGCUGGGUGCUGAAGACCUGACGCCCGAGGACGACAUGCCCAUUGGACGGAACGUCUUGGAGCUCACAGACGUCCGGCAGUCGGCCAACUACACCUGUGUGGCCAUGUCGACGCUGGGGGUGAUCGAGGCGGUGGCACAGAUAACGGUGAAAGCAUUGCCCAAGGCUCCAGGCAUCCCUGUGGUGACGGAGCGCACAGCCACCAGCAUAACAUUGACGUGGGACUCUGGGAAUCCUGAACCAGUGUCCUACUACAUCAUCCAGCACAAGUCCAAGUACUCGGAGGACUCCUACAAGGAGAUAGAUGGCGUAGCCACCACCCGGUACAGCGUGGGAGGCCUCAGCCCGUACUCGGACUACGAGUUUCGGGUGGUGGCGGUGAACAACAUCGGGCGAGGGCCACCCAGCGAUAGCAUCGAGGCCAAAACAGCGGAGCAGGCCCCCAGCACGGCACCGAGGCAAGUCAGAGGUCACAUGCUGAGCACCACCACAGCGGUCAUCCACUGGGAUGAACCGGAGGAGCCCAACGGGCAGAUCAUGGGCUACAGAGUGUACUACACCAUGGAUUCCAGCCAACACGUCAACAUCUGGGAGAAGCAGAUAGUUCGGGGGUCUAACUUCGUCACCAUCCAGGGCCUCAUCCCCAAUAAGACCUACUACAUCAAGGUGUUGGCCUACACCUCAGUAGGUGACGGACCUCUCUCCGCAGACCUUCAAAUCAUCGCCAAGACGGGAGUUCCCUCUCAACCAACCGACUUAAGAGGAGAAGCCAAAUCAGAAACAAGUAUUUUACUCUCAUGGAUCGCCCCGGCGCAGACUGGACAAGAAAAUCAAAUCACAGGAUAUGAACUGAUGUACAGGAAGAGGGAUGACAAAGAGGAGAAACGCAUCAGCUUUGAGCCGACAACCACGUACCUGCUGAAGGACUUGAAGCCCUUCACUACUUAUACUUUCCGUCUGGCUGCCCGUAGUAAACAUGGAGUUGGAGCUUACACCAAUGAGAUCUCUGCAGAGACUCCACAGACACAACCCUCGGGCCCACCGCAGGAAGUCAAGUGCUAUAGUUCCAGCUCCACCAACGUCCUGGUAAGUUGGCGGCCACCCCAAGUGGAAUUACAAAAUGGGAUCAUAACCCAAUACACCAUCCAAUAUGCUGCGACGGAAGGAGAGGAUACGACUGCUCAUCAAAUCUCCAGCAUCCCUACGGAAAGUUCUCAGUACCUUUUGGAAAACCUGGACAAAUGGACAGAGUACCGCGUGACGGUCACUGCUCACACAGAUGUCGGGGCGGGACCGGAAAGCCCGCCACAGCUCAUCCGCACAGAGGAGGAUGUUCCUAGCGGGCCACCUCGUAAAGUUGAGGUGGAGGCUGUCAACUCCUCGUCAAUUAAAGUGAUCUGGCGUUCACCGAUGCCCACCAAGCAGCACGGUCAGAUCCGAGGGUACCAGGUGCACUAUGUCAGGAUGGUUAAUGGGGAGCCCACAGGACAGCCAGUCAUCAAGGACAUCCUGAUUGAUGAUGCCCAGUGGGAAUAUGAUGAUUCAACUGAACAUGAAAUGAUCAUCACAGAGCUGCAGGCUGAGACCACAUAUUCAGUUACUGUGGGAGCCUACACAACUAAGGGCGAUGGUGCACGCAGCAAGCCCAAACUGAUCACCACCACUGGCGCAGUUCCUGAUAAACCUCGGCUAAUGGUCAGUACAACCAACAUGGGCACAGCUCUCCUGCAGUGGCAUCCCCCAGCAUUAACCCACGGUCCCCUGCAAGGCUACCGCCUACGUUUUGGCCGCAAAGACGUGGAUCCGCUGACUGUGAUUGAGUUCCCCGAGCGAGAGAACCACUACACAACCAAAGAGAUCCAUAAGGGAGCCUCGUACACUUUCCGCCUUUCCGCACGUAACAAGGUGGGCUUUGGUGAAGAGACGGUCAAAGAAGUCACCACGAAUGAGGAGGUCCCGAGCGGCUACCCUCAGAGCAUUACAGCAGAGGGCGCCACCACCUCCACCAUUCAGGUCAGCUGGCAACCUGUUUUGCUGGCAGAGCGAAAUGGCCAAAUAGUGAAAUAUGCUCUGCAGUAUAAGGACAUCAACAGCCCACGCAGUCCCUCCGAACUCUUCAUCACUGCGCCGGAAUCUACAGUCAUCCUGGAUAGCCUUAAGGCAGAUACCACUUAUGAUAUUAAAAUGUGUGCCUUCACCAGCAAGGGCUCUGGUCCCUAUAGCCCGAGUGUCCAAUUCAGGACACAGCCUUUGGAUCAAGCAGUGUUUGCAAAAAACUUUCACGUGAGAGCUGCCAUGAAGACAUCCGUGCUGCUGAUCUGGGAAAUCCCGGAAACCUACAACCCAGCUCAGCCUUUCACUAUCCUUUACGAUAAUGGGCAGAGUGUGGAGGUGGAUGGGAAGCUAACACGGAAGCUAAUCACAGGCCUUCAACCUGAGACACAGUACUCCUUCCUCCUGACCAAUCGAGGCAACAGUGCCGGAGGUCUGCAGCAUCGAGUGUCCACCAUGACGGCACCAGACAUUCUACGCACCAAACCCUUCCUGAUUGGCAAAACCAACUCAGACGGUAUGGUGACGGUGGAGCUGCCGUCAGUGCAGACUGCUGAGAAAAUAAGGGGAUAUUACAUCGUGGUCGUGCCUCUGAAGAAGCAGCGCACCGGCAAGUUUUUCAAACCCUGGGACAAUCCUGAUGAGAUGAAUUUGGAGGAGCUGCUGAAGGAGAUAAACCAAACUAGCAGAGGCCUUCGGUUCCGGAGGCAGGCAGAACCCAAAGCCUACAUCGCUGCAUACUUCAAAGACCUGCCCAGCGAGUUCACUCUGGGAGAUGGCAAGACCUACAGGGGCUUUGAAAACAAGCAACUCCAGAAUGGCCAGGAGUACAUCUUCUUUGUGCUUGCUGUUUUGGAGAUGUCUGAAAAUAUCAUGUACGCCACGAGCCCGUACUCUGACCCGGUCGUGUCAGCCGACAUAGACCCCCAGCCCAUCAUCGACGAGGAGGAAGGCCUCAUCUGGGUGGUGGGCCCUGUGCUAGCUGUUGUCUUCAUCAUAUGCAUCGUCAUUGCUAUCCUCCUCUACAAAAGCAAACCAGACAGAAAAAGAGCAGAAUCUGAAGCUAGGAAAGGAAGUCUCCCCAACAGCAAGGAAAUGCCUCUGCAUCAUCCCACUGACCCCGUAGAGCUGCGGCGCCUCAACUUCCAAACGCCUGGUUCAGGUGCGUCCAGUCACCCCAGUAACCUCCAUUUGUCAAGUAUGGCAAGCCACCCUCAAAUCCCAAUUAUGGACCUGGCAGAUCAUCUGGAGCGCUUGAAAGCCAACGACAACCUCAAGUUUUCACAGGAAUAUGAGUCCAUCGACCCUGGUCAGCAGUUCACCUGGGAGCACUCGAACCUGGAGGUCAACAAACCAAAGAACAGAUAUGCCAACGUGAUUGCCUACGAUCACUCCAGAGUCCUGCUCUCUGCUAUUGAUGGAAUCCCUGGAAGUGACUACAUCAACGCCAACUACAUUGAUGGCUACAGGAAGCAGAACGCCUACAUCGCCACCCAAGGAUCUCUGCCAGAAACAUUUGGUGAAUUCUGGAGGAUGAUCUGGGAGCAGAGGAGUGCGAUCAUCGUCAUGAUGACCAAACUGGAGGAGCGGUCGAGGGUUAAAUGUGACCAGUACUGGCCGACAAGAGCGACUGAGACAUACGGCCUCAUCCAAGUGUCAUUGCUAGACACAGUCGAGCUGGCCACAUACUGCGUCAGGACAUUUGCACUUUUUAAAAAUGGCUCCAGUGAGAAGAGAGAGGUGAGGCAGUUCCAGUUCACGGCCUGGCCAGACCACGGUGUACCCGAGCACCCCACUCCGUUCCUGGCCUUCCUGAGACGGGUGAAAGCGUGCAAUCCUCCAGAUGCAGGGCCCAUGGUGGUGCACUGCAGUGCUGGAGUGGGACGCACAGGUUGCUUCAUCGUGAUUGAUGCCAUGAUGGAACGAAUCAAACACGAGAAGACUGUGGACAUCUACGGGCAUGUAACGCUAAUGCGUGCCCAGCGCAACUACAUGGUGCAGACAGAGGACCAGUAUGUCUUUAUACACGACGCGCUUCAAGAGGCCGUCAACUGCGGCACCACCGAAGUGCCCGCCAGAAACCUAUACGCCUACAUCCAGAAACUGACGCAGAUAGAAGGAGGAGAGAAUGUCACCGGCAUGGAGCUCGAGUUCAAGCGUUUAGCGAACACUAAAGCCCAUACAUCACGAUUCAUCAGUGCCAAUCUCCCCUGCAACAAGUUCAAGAACCGCCUUGUUAACAUAAUGCCAUACGAGUCCACACGAGUGUGUCUUCAGCCAAUCCGAGGAGUUGAGGGCUCCGACUACAUCAAUGCCAGUUUCAUUGAUGGGUACAGGCAACAGAAAGCUUAUAUUGCCACACAGGGACCACUGGCAGAGACCACAGAGGACUUCUGGAGAAUGCUCUGGGAGCACAACUCUACGAUUGUCGUUAUGCUCACCAAGCUUAGAGAAAUGGGCAGGGAAAAAUGCCACCAGUACUGGCCAGCAGAGAGGUCGGCCAGAUACCAGUACUUUGUGGUGGACCCCAUGGCCGAGUAUAACAUGCCCCAGUAUAUCCUGAGAGAGUUCAAAGUGACUGACGCCAGGGAUGGACAGUCGCGGACAGUAAGGCAGUUUCAGUUCACAGACUGGCCUGAACAAGGAGUGCCAAAAUCAGGAGAGGGCUUCAUCGAUUUCAUUGGCCAAGUACAUAAAACAAAAGAGCAGUUUGGCCAAGAUGGGCCUAUCUCGGUCCACUGUAGCGCGGGUGUUGGUAGAACUGGAGUUUUCAUCACCCUCAGCAUCGUCUUGGAACGAAUGAGAUACGAGGGCGUAGUAGACAUCUUUCAGACAGUGAAAAUGUUACGGACACAGAGACCAGCUAUGGUGCAGACAGAGGAUCAAUACCAGUUCUGCUACAGAGCUGGCUUGGAGUACCUGGGAAGCUUUGAUCACUAUGCAACGUAAAAGACCCAGUACUGGAAGAAAAAAGCAGAGGGCCCUUUGGAAAGAAAACCCAGCGAGCCUCUCUUCUGAGCCAUAAAUUCCUGCUUGAGAAAGAACUCCUUAACUCCUUGCUAACAACUCAUUAAGUGUUGGAUGUGUGACAUGACUUGUCAAAAAAUGAAAAAGAUGAUUCCCGGAGGACCAAGUAUUUCCCAACCCUGAUAAAACCUCGCCUUGAUACAAAGUGAGGGGAUCCUGACUGUUGAAGCAUCGUACGGAAUUACCUUUUCUUUUGCUUCAAGGAUUCAUUUUGGGGCUCAUAAAACUGAAUGAAACCAACACAACAAAAAAGUAAAUGAACAAUAAUGACAUCGUCAGAAAUGCAUCAGUGAUUAUGAACCAUUACGAGAGGCAUUGGAGGCACACAGAAUUGCAGGGGGGGGGGGGGGGGGGGGGUGACUCGAUGCACAUUGUAAAGAAAAAAAAUCUGUUUCACAAUCAAGUACACACAGACAACCCAUCGAAAAAGACGACAACGCUUGGUCCACAUCAGCAGGACAGAAUUAAAGUAAUAAUGAAUUAAUAACCCUUUUCCUGUCGCAAUGUUCAUCAUCAAAAUUUUGGGAGGGUAAAGCUCAAAUGAUCUAUGAAAUAAAUAAAAUUAUUGAUUUAGUUUUUUAGUACUUUAUUAUACAGCUGAUGUGCUUUUUUUGAACUGUGUGAAUUUCCUUUUUUUACACAAAUGUAUCGCUUGGAGAAGAAAAGUGAUAAUACGUAAAUGUUCUUUUUUUUUUAAGCUGUAGAACUGUUCUGACGUACGUGCUAUUUUGCAGAGAAUCUCUUUUGUUUUCAUUUUGUUUCCGUUUUGUUCCCCCUCAUUUCGUUGCACACGGUGCACAGAACAGAUCACUAUCAAAACGUACGUUUUUUCAAGAGUUAUUUUUGGUUAUUGUCCAUGACCACACACACGGAAACUUAAUUACUCCCAUAAGAUAAACUGGGGCUUUGUGGAAUCAACAGGGAGGAGCAAAGUAUGAAGUUGCUGCUACCGAUUAUCUUAGUUCUUCCAUGUGAGAAGGGUGAUAAUAGAGAACCUGAUGAAUUGGAUAAGAUAUAUGAAUAUAUAGAUAUAUGGUACAUAUUGUCAAAUAUAUGUGAAAUAUAUAUUAAAGCAUAAAUAUAAAAUUCUAAAUAUAUUGAUAAAGUACAUAAUUUAUGAGUAAAAAGUAUAUGAAAUAUGGAUUGUCUAUGAAAGCUUCCAGAUUGAGAGUUGUGUGCUAUGGGGGAAAUGAGACUUUUCACUGGAAUGCACAUCAGCAGGACAAAAUUGUAUCCGAUUCAAUGCUUCUUUUCUUGUGCAAUAAAUAUCUGUGUUUUUAGAUAGGGUUUUAUGUGGAUGUCAUUCACUCAUGACAUUGUUGUUCCCCCCGCAAGUGAGGUGUGGGAGUGGGAAUGUCGGGUGCCAGUCAAAGCAUCACUGAUGCAUUUUUUUUCAAGCUCUCACACAGCCGCAAUCACCGCUCCACACAAUAGGGCAAAGUACAAAGACGUCACUUUCUUGUGGUUCUUUAAAGCAUUCAAUUGUAAAGACAUUUCUUUUUCAUUUUGCAUUUAGAGUGCCUUAUAUUUAUGCCUGUUUUUAUAAUGUUUCAUUUAAAAAAUAAUGUAUCCUUUGAGUAAUCUAGGCAUUUAGUGUAAAUGUAACUGUAUAGUUUAUUUACCUGUAGUAUUCAUUUGUCACAUGAUGAGAUUAUAUAUGCAAAUAAGAACAUUUCAAAGCUCAUAAUUUUCAUUUUCAGUGGCCUUAUUGUGGCUAAGUGAAUUAGAAUACAACUGUUUAUAUAUCGCUGACCGUAAACAACAUGUUCCGACACAGAGACAGGAAGCAGAAUAUUAAACAUCCCGACAUAAUGGCAACGAGCUUCUUACAGAUUGUCACCAUGGACACAUUUAAGACGCAAUUUUCCAAUUCUAAAAUCGUCAAACUGAAAACUCACGGGUCGUCACCGCAGGGUUGCUUCUUCAUGCCUUAGGUUUGAAUUCUGGACUUCAUCUGUGUCACUACAGAGAAACAAUCUGCAACAAGUGAUCACGUGUGUGUGUGUGUGUGUGUGUGUGUGCGUGUGUGUGUUACGUCACGUUAGAGGGGUUUGGUCUUUAUGUUGAGCAGCGUCUUUCAUUUCUCUGACCCUCCUUCCCGGCGUUGUGGAUGUGCAUUCCAGGUGCUUUCUUUCCCUUCUGAACUCAAGCAGCGAUGUGUUUCUGUCAACUGCUUAACGUUUGUCAUUAUUUUGAGAUAUAAAAGUGCUAUUAUUUAACUUCAUGGUGGCUAACGUUACAUUAUGUUCAAGUCUCGGAUGUUUAUUUUCUCAUCUCAGUUUUUCCUAUUUUUCAUAUGCAGGGUGAAACAUGCAGAAAGGCCAAAGCUGGCCUGGUAGGAAGAUUUGCACUUUCUCUAUCUUUGUACUAUGCACUGCCCUAUUGAUUCUAAACCCAAUAAUAUAUUACUUGAACCCAUCUAUAAAAAAAAACCUCCUUAAACGUUCACUUUGUGUGUAUGUAAAUAACACAAAAAAGGUAUCAACUCUUGAAAAAGACAAAAAAAAAAAAAGUUGUGGCGAAAAAGAGCAUCCAUUCUGAUGCCAUGGUUACUCCAGCAGAUGACUUGAGAAUAAAUCUGUCCCCCGACCAUCUGUUCUUGUGGCUUUGCCAUUCAAGCUUGGAGUGUCAUUACCAGAAAUAAACGUUGUGUUCUCUGCUCUCUAUCUAUCUCUCGUCUGGAUGCAUAGACUGAAAAUUAAAUAAUGAAAUUGUAAAAAAAAUGGCUUGUUAAAAAGAUCAUACAAUUACCUCUGAUUAGUUGUAAACUGUUUCUUUUUCUGAAUGAAAGGAGUGCUUUUUAUUUUCUUACUUAGGUUACAUUGGUGGCGAAAGAAGUCUGUAUGAAAAUCAGUUCUUUGCUGACACAAGUUCCAUUUGUUAUAAAUUAAUUCUAUUAAAAAAUGUCAGUGUUA
Cottoperca gobio is the source of this 9373-nucleotide messenger RNA. RefSeq names its product receptor-type tyrosine-protein phosphatase delta. The transcript has 38 exons. Lineage: Eukaryota; Metazoa; Chordata; Actinopteri; Perciformes; Bovichtidae. The record is from RefSeq and is a predicted model, not a curated record. The coding region runs from base 531 to 6380 and encodes 1949 amino acids. Gene Ontology annotation, biological process: protein dephosphorylation. Gene Ontology annotation, molecular function: protein binding; protein tyrosine phosphatase activity.